Molecule: messenger RNA, 2568 nt
Organism: Larimichthys crocea (large yellow croaker)
Lineage: Eukaryota; Metazoa; Chordata; Actinopteri; Sciaenidae
Product: complement C2
Exons: 19
Coding region: 1-2412 (803 amino acids)
Biological process (GO): response to bacterium; complement activation; proteolysis
Cellular component (GO): extracellular region; extracellular exosome
Molecular function (GO): serine-type endopeptidase activity
Source: RefSeq, a predicted model, not a curated record
AUGGGUAAUCAGUCAUCAAAUAAAGCAGCUGACUGCAGGUCGAUACAGACACUCUCGCUGUGGCUUCUGUCACUCAAAAACAACUCAACACCACUUAUACAGAGUCCAGUCAUGUAUGUCAAGCUCAUACUAUGGAUCCUGCUCUUCAUCUGUGUCCAGAAGGUGUCCCUGCUGGACUAUGAAUAUGAGGAGGACAUUUAUGAUGAUCAGCCUCUGAACUGCUCAACCAGAGAGAGCAUCAAAGGUGGACAUGUCACCUACUCACAGGGAGGGCUGGAGGGUAGUGUGCUGACCUAUCACUGCAGCCUGGGCCAGUACCCUUUCCCGGUCAGCCAAAGGGUCUGCAGUGCUGAUGGGGAGUGGUCCACCAUGAGAUUAGUCAGUGGCAGACUGGUGUCACAAGCCACAUGUAAAGACAUAUUGUGCCCAGCUCAGCUCCAGCUGGAUCAUGGUGAUUUCUGGCCCAGGGAGCAGUGGCUCCGUGUUGGGGAGACGCAGAACUUCUCCUGCCAGGAAGGAUUCACCCUAUACGGGUCAGCCCAGAGGAACUGCACCGUCUCUGGAGGGUGGACAGGAACCACUCCAGUCUGUGACAACCAUGCUGACGACUGUGAUGACCCAAGAAUCCCACCAGGGGCCCAGAGGUCAGCAGGCCGGUUUUACAGGGGAGAGAAGGUGACCUACUGGUGUCAGGCUGGUCUGGAUCUGCUCGGGUCAGCUGAAAGGGUUUGCAUGUCGAACAGGGAGUGGAGUGGUUCAACACCACGGUGCCAAGGCCCAAAUACCUUUGACUCACCCAGCGAUGUGGCAGAGGCUAUGGCAGGGUCACUUGCAGGAAUCAUGGAUGUAGUCUCACCAGAGUCCAAAAGGCAAAAUAAAAACAAUAAUUUUGGCCGAUCCUUCCGUGUGGCCGAGGGCAGUCGUAUGAAUGUCUACAUUUUGCUGGACACAUCAGGAAGCAUCACAAAGGAAGCCUUUGAUAAAUCCAGGGAAGCCACCAUUGCUCUUAUCACCAAGUUGGACAGCUACGAGGUGCAGCUGAAGUUCCAUGUGUUGUCAUUUGCCAGCGAGGCAGUAGACAUUGUAGACAUCACAGAAUCACAGAUAAGUGGGAGCAUCGACGACGUCAUAUGGAAUCUGAUGGAGUUCAACUACAGUAUUCAUGGGCGUAAAACGGGCACCAACCUCUAUGCUGCCCUGCACCGUGUCAAUGAGUUGAUCAGCUUCUUUAAGGAAAACAGCGCCACAAACCAUUUCAACGAGACUCAGAACAUCAUCAUCAUAGAAACUGAUGGCUACUCCAACAUGGGCACCAAGCCCCAGAUUGCCCUGGCCAGGAUUCGGAAUAUGCUUGGCUACUUCGACACAUCCCAGGAUCACACAGAUGAGACAAUGCUAGAUGUCUAUGUCUUUGGUAUUGGGGAACAAUUAAAGAAAGAUCAGUUGAAUGCCUUGGCCUCAAAGAAACGUGAUGAGCAGCAUGUCUUCAUUCUGAAAAACUACGAAACACUGGGAGAGGUGUUCAACAGCAUCAUUAGUGACAAGAGUGUGACGAUGUGCGGGGUAGCUCAGGAAGACAUCUCCGAUAAGGAAGCUACAGUCUACAACAAACCCUGGCAUGUCACUGUGCCUACAUUCUGUUCUGGAUCAAUUGUGAGCCAGAACUGGGUGCUGACAGCUGCUCACUGCUUUGCCAGAGCAAGCACAGACAAAAUCUCUCAGCAGGUGCAAAUAAAACAUGGUGAGGGCAUGGUGGUUUCCACCAAGGUGAUCGUGCACCCUAUGUACAACAUCAGGGCACUCCAACACAGAAAUGUGUCUGAGUUCUAUGACUACGAUGUAGCUCUGGUACACGUGAACAAAAGUAUCCCGCUCUCCUGGAAAGCCAGACCGAUCUGCUUACCGUGUACCGUACCAGCCAGCCGAGCCAUGAAGAAAUUAAACGCUACCUGUCAGCAGCACAGGGAGGAGCUACUAUCACACAAGGAGACUCCAGCCUUUUUCAUCCAUAAGAACUCAGGCCGCAAACAAACACAUAUUCACACACACAGUCAAAGGCCUAUCUGUGUGGAGAAUGCGAGGCAAAUACUCAAAGAUCCUACUAAUGUGACUUUGGAUGAGUUUGUGACUGACAGAUUCCUCUGUUCUGGAGGAUCCUCAGGAUACCGAGAUGCUAUCACCUGUAAAGGUGACUCUGGUGGAUCCCUGUUUCUGCGAAAAAGAAAUCGCUACUUUCAGGUGGGAGUAGUGACCUGGGGAAUCACAGAUGUAUGCAGCCCAGCUCAGACAAUGUACAGCAGCGACAGGCCACCUCCCGAUGCUCGAGACUUUCACAUCGACCUAUUCAAGAUAAUGCCGUGGCUCAAACAGCACCUGGGUGAGGACAUCCAGUUCCUGCCUGAUAUCAUUUAAGAACACUGAUAAUCACCUGAUUAAUCAUCUGUUUGGAUGAAGCCAAAAAAAUAACGCAACAUAGAAUCCAAUGAGCUUUUGUCAGAACACUGUUGUUUUUUAUCUCGCUUGUAAAAGGCAUUUUGUUAUGAAUCAUACAUAAAAAAAAUAAUUCUU